This is a messenger RNA of Zea mays, 684 nucleotides long. RefSeq names its product pollen allergen Phl p 11. Lineage: Eukaryota; Viridiplantae; Streptophyta; Magnoliopsida; Poales; Poaceae. The record is from RefSeq and is marked validated.
AGAUCGCAUCAGGUAGCAUACCAUUACCAUACCGCGCGGGCCGGGCCGGGAGAAACAAAACUGACAAGGACGAUAUGGUGCGUAGCCUCGUCGCGCUGCUCCUCGUCGCCACGGCCGUAGCCGCCGUGGCCAGAGCCGCACCCUCGCCGGGGUUUGUCGUAACCGGCCGCGUCUACUGCGACAACUGCCGCGCCGGGUUCGAGACCAACGUCUCCCACGCCAUCGAAGGCGCGACGGUGGAGAUGGAGUGCCGUCACUUCGAGUCGCAGGAGGUCCACGACAAGGCGGAGGCGACGACGGACGCCGGCGGGUGGUACAGGAUGGAGAUCAGCGGCGACCACCAGGACGAGAUCUGCGAGGUGCUGCUGCUCAAGAGCCCCGAGGCGGACUGCGCCGAGAUCGAGCGCACCCGCGACCGCUGCCGCGUCCCGCUCACCCGCAACGACGGCAUCAGGCAGAGCGGCAUCCGAUACGCCAACCCCAUCGCCUUCUUCCGCAAGGAGCCUCUCAGCAACUGUGGCGAGCUCCUUCGCGCUUACGACCUCUUCAACGAGACGUCCGAGAAUUCCUAAGCGUCAUUUUGUUUUUUUUUUAAUUUCCUCUUCCAUAGCACAUUUGUUCGACUGAUCGACGUUAUAUUAGCAGACGUGCAGCUAUCCUAAAAAUAAAAAUAAUUUUCAUCUC